UCAUUGAUGUAAGUGAUUGUAAAAGUGGGUAAAAAUAUUGAAUCAUUGCUUCCUUUUCUGGUCUUCAAUGAGAAGACAAUCGACACGUGUUUAGUGGGAAUCAAGUCUUGAGAUCAUUAAAAUGACGACAGCCGCUUACCGGCCGUUAGUUAGCGUUUACACCGAAAAGAAUGAGAAUUCUGGUGUAUCGGUAAAACUUCCCGCAGUGUUUCGGGCGCCCAUCAGGACUGAUGUCGUUAACUUUGUCCACACAAACAUCCGAAAGAAUAAGCGACAGCCGUAUGCCGUGUCUCGCGAAGCGGGACACCAAACUAGCGCUGAGUCGUGGGGUACCGGACGUGCUGUGGCUCGUAUUCCUCGAGUUCGUGGCGGUGGUACUCAUCGCUCAGGUCAGGGAGCUUUUGGUAACAUGUGUCGCGGUGGACGCAUGUUUGCACCGAUUCGUGUUUGGCGACGACUUCACCGAAAGGUGAAUCGUAAUCAACGUCGAUAUGCAAUUGUAUCGGCUAUUGCUGCCUCUGGUGUUCCUUCGGUGGUUAUGAGUAAAGGACAUUUGAUUGAAGAAGUACCUGAAUUUCCAUUAGUUGUAUCCGAUAAGAUCCAAGAAUACAAUAAAACAAAACAAGCGGUCACUUUCUUGAGGAGCAUUAAGGCCUGGAAUGAUAUCGAAAAAGUAUAUAAAUCUAAGCGAUUUCGAGCCGGAAGAGGAAAGAUGAGGAAUAGACGUCGUGUACAACGAUUGGGACCAGUCGUGGUCUAUGCCAAUGACUCUGGACUUACUAAGGCUUUCCGUAAUAUACCCGGAAUCGAGACUAUAAAUGUCGAGAAACUUAAUUUGUUGCGUUUGGCUCCCGGAGGACAUGUCGGCCGGUUUAUCAUUUGGACUGAAAGUGCUUUCAGAAAAUUAGAUGAAUUAUACGGCACGUGGAAGACUGAGUCUAAACUCAAGAGAAAUUAUAACCUUCCACAGCCAAAGAUGGCUAACACUGACCUCUCCAGGAUUUUGAAGAGCGAUGAGAUCCAGAAGGCUUUGAGACCACGAAACACUCGAAUUAAUCGAAGUGUGGUUAAGAGGAAUCCUCUGAAGAACCCAUUGGUGAUGCGUAAACUCAAUCCUUACGCUGCAGUUCUCAAGAAGUACGCGCGCGUUAAUAACGAACGCCGAAAAUCUGCCCGAGAGUUGCUGUUGAAGAAGCGUCGCGGAGAGAAAGUUGAUGAGAAAGAGCUGAAGAAGGCUGCGCUCGCACUCGGCAUCAAAAUUAGGAAAUAUAAAGAAUAUAAGGCAGAGAUCAACAAGAAAAAGGAAACCCUUAAGAAAAUCCGCGAUAAAGUAGCCUCAGAUCGCUCUAAGAAAGAGUCCGCUAAAAAGUAAAUUAAGAAUAAUUGUAUUAAUUAUCAAUUUGUGUAAUCGUUUUGAAUAAAGAGGUUUUGAAAU
Oppia nitens is the source of this 1435-nucleotide messenger RNA. It is a transcript of the gene RpL4, whose product is annotated as 60S ribosomal protein L4-A-like. NCBI's taxonomy places the organism in Eukaryota, Metazoa, Arthropoda, Arachnida, Sarcoptiformes, Oppiidae. Gene Ontology annotation, biological process: translation. Gene Ontology annotation, molecular function: RNA binding; structural constituent of ribosome. The transcript has 5 exons. Bases 122 to 1372 code for a protein of 416 amino acids. The record is from RefSeq and is a predicted model, not a curated record. Gene Ontology annotation, cellular component: cytosolic large ribosomal subunit; ribosome.